GGAUGUUCGAGUAUUCGUAUUUUAUCGUUCAUGGCAGACGUUUUCGUCUCGUUUCUUUUAGUUUGUAAGUUCGUUUUACGUCUAUAUUAUGGCGUUUAUUAUAUAAAUAAAUCGAUAAAAUGAACGUGCGUUGUAUUUAAUAUCGUUUCUAUAAAUCGUACUAUCGAAGAAAAGAUCCACGAACGUAUAUACCCCCCUCUGUUGCACAACAGUACCUACUACCUACUAUCAAAUUUAGUAAACCAUUCUCUUUACAUAAAAAAUCAUAAAUCUAUGUCUCAAUGGAUUUUUAUUCGUUAUGAACUCGUGAUUUCAAAAUUUGUAGUAUGUUGAAGUAGAUUACCAUUAAUUUCUACCUAUUCUUGUUACAAUUUUGCACAUCAUAACAACGCUAAUCCAUCGUCCAUAAUCAUGACGGUAUCAGAAGAUACGAAAAUGACGAUCGAUUGGUAUAUGUUUUCAAUAAUCUCAACUUUAAUAUUCAUCGGAGAAUUUUCUACAGAUAUACUAGUAAAGUUUUUGGCAUUCUUUUGCAAGAAAUCGCAGUUGCAGAACGAUUUAGAAAGAGAAAUAACCGAUAUUAAAGUGAAAAUGGAUGCUAUAUCUAUGGUCGAUGAAUUCGCCAAGUAUGCUAAACUGCAAAGGAAAUUGAAUCGUUUGCAACAGGAUUUUAAAGUUGAAAGUAAAGAAAAUAAAGAAUUAUUCAGCAGUAUGAAAUAUAUCACACAAUUUGCUGCGGAUUUAUUUUUUAAUGGUAUCUGUUUCUACAUCAUAUAUAGUAAUCUGAAUACGCCACUUUUGCACGUAAAUCCUCAAUGGUUCACACCUUUCAACGGUGUGAUUGGAUGGCCGAGUGAUAAAGCAGGCGAUAUGGGAAUUCUAUUUUGGUACAUAGUGGCAAAAAAUGUGAUGAAGAAAAUUCGUUCUCAGGUUUCACGCGAACAGAAUUCGACCAAUUCGUUAUUGGUGAGAUUGUAAACCAAGUUAUUUUCUUCGAACUGAAAAUAAUAAUUUGGUCACGAGAGGAUGACUUUAAUAAUCGGUCAAUAUUUUUCCAUCAAUUGAUUAAUUUAUCCCAUGUUUGAAAAUGUAUUGUUAAUUUUUAUGGAUGUGUUUGUUCGCUUUUCACAAUGUGAGCUAAUUUUGGGUUUUUGGUGUUAUCUUUUCAUUCUUUUGUGUCCGAUUUUUCUGUCAACAUUCGGUAUGCCAUGGUAUAUUGUGAUCGUCUCGAACGAUUCUUUUAAUUACUGUAAUACGAGUUCGGGAAAGGAUUAGAUUGGUUUGGUUCUUCUCUAUGUUUUAAUUCGGUGUUUUUUUUUUGUUGAUGAUGUAAGAAAAUAUCAUCAUUGAUUCGAUUUAUUUUACUGAUGUACCUAUUUUUGUGAAACGUGCAUUUUGUGUCUUUUUUAUUUUUGAAGUUGUUUAUUUUAUCUUUUUUUUUUUUCGUCUGAAGGUUCAAAACCGAGUUUUAUUAACAUAAUAUUGUUGAACUGUGAUCCUAUAUUGUAUCGCUUUAUAUUGAUAAUUUUUUCAUCUUUAAUGAACCCGCGUGUGUGAAUUAUUUUUGUUUUGUAUUCCGUUCAUUCGUAAGAACAUUGUAACGAAUAAAAAAUUGAAUGUAUUAAACGUAUUUUGAAAGAAAAAA
Messenger RNA from Planococcus citri (citrus mealybug), 1645 nucleotides. RefSeq names its product guided entry of tail-anchored proteins factor 1-like. The coding region runs from base 412 to 978 and encodes 188 amino acids. Gene Ontology annotation, biological process: tail-anchored membrane protein insertion into ER membrane. Gene Ontology annotation, molecular function: protein-membrane adaptor activity. NCBI's taxonomy places the organism in Eukaryota, Metazoa, Arthropoda, Insecta, Hemiptera, Pseudococcidae. The transcript is spliced from 4 exons. The record is from RefSeq and is a predicted model, not a curated record. Gene Ontology annotation, cellular component: GET complex.